Anopheles aquasalis is the source of this 3498-nucleotide messenger RNA. RefSeq names its product signal peptide peptidase-like protein (gene SppL). Gene Ontology annotation, molecular function: aspartic endopeptidase activity, intramembrane cleaving. Gene Ontology annotation, biological process: membrane protein proteolysis. Lineage: Eukaryota; Metazoa; Arthropoda; Insecta; Diptera; Culicidae. The record is from RefSeq and is a predicted model, not a curated record. Gene Ontology annotation, cellular component: Golgi-associated vesicle membrane; cytoplasmic side of endoplasmic reticulum membrane; lumenal side of endoplasmic reticulum membrane.
GAGAAAGGUGGGAGUUUCGAGCCUCGAAUUAAAAGUUUUACGGUGGAAUUGUGGGGACACUAGAUUGUGUUUACUCUCUAAACCCUGAAAACUGUGGUCUGUGUAGCUGGAUCAGCGUGUUUCGUGCUGUACAACAGGGGCUCGUGGGGUGAAAGUGGAGUGCAGCAAGUUUCCACAGGGAUACGACGGUGCUGGAGCAGGAAAAACGGCAGGAAAAGCGGGCCGCCGUUUUCCCAUUCGUUUCGUGUGGUGUUGUAUGUGUGUAUGUGCACAGAGUGUGUCUCUUUGAUUCACGAAGUUUUGGAGUGUUGGAGUUUUGAAAACCCUAUUGUUUUGCGACCUUUCUUGACGCAUUUUUGUGAUCGGUUGCCAGCAAUCGAUAGUGCUCAUCAGCUGGAUCACCCUCUAUCAAAACGCGGUAAAGUGAGUUUAUGUAAAGUGUUGAGACCUCUUCGUCCCUGACCUCGUCGAACCGGACCACGGAAACUGGUCGAUCCUUGACGCACGAUAAACUGACACACGAAGGAAGGCCGCAGAAUCCCAAAAGCUACCGCAGUUAGUGAAGUAGAGCAAUCGUUGUGGCAAAAUGUUGCUAAAAGCGUAACUUGCCGUACGGCCGGUCGGGCUUACACGUAAAAAUUGCAACAAUUCCUUCGACUCCAUUCGUGUUGGGAAAGAUUCCAAAGCGGCAACAAGCAAGAGAAGUAGCGCAAACCACCUGCGGACGCAAGCCCCGCUGCGCAUACCUCUGCUCUCUCCUGGCUCGGCCGUACCAUGUCGGAAGGAUUUGGCACAGGCCAUCAGGAAGCAGCAGCAGCAGCAGCAGCAGCGGCAGCGGCGGCCGCAGCCGGACAGCUAGGCGAGGACACUAUUCUGGUGCACGGUGACGGGGAUACACACGGCGAUUAUCAGUGGGCGUACGGAACGAUAAUGGACUCAUCGCGCGUCUCGACCUGCCUCAUCUCCAUGCUGCUGAUCGUGUAUGGGAGCUUCCGCAGCCUGAACAUGGAGCAGGAGCAGCGCGAAAAGGAAAAGAAACGACAGAGUGAAAGUAUGAACAAUCUGCUGACCGGAGAGCCGGUGCAACCAGAGCAAAACAAAUUCGCUACGUUGGAUACGAUGCACGCCUUGUGUUUACCCCUUGGGGCAUCCAUCUCGCUUCUGGUUAUGUUUUUCUUCUUCGAUUCCAUGCAAAUGCUAUUUGCCGUCUGCACUGCUAUAAUUGCCACCGUUGCUUUGGCUUUUCUGCUGCUACCAAUGUGUCAGUACAUCAUUCGACCCUGCACGGACGGUAAUCGGAUAUCCUUUGGUGUGUGCGGUCGUUUUACGGCAGCCGAGCUGUUCAGCUUCUCGCUGGCAGUGUCCAUCGUAUGCAUUUGGGUGCUGACGGGGCACUGGUUGCUAAUGGAUGCGAUGGGAAUGGGCCUGUGCGUAGCGUUCAUUGCGUUCGUGCGCCUACCUAGUUUGAAGGUUUCUACGCUGCUGCUGACUGGCCUCCUCAUCUACGACGUCUUCUGGGUAUUUUUUUCGUCCUACAUAUUCAGCACGAACGUGAUGGUAAAAGUGGCGACGAGACCCGCAGACAACCCGGUUGGCAUUGUAGCCCGCAAGUUUAACCUGGGCGGCAUCGUGAAGGAACCACCCAAGCUAAAUUUACCCGGAAAACUGGUAUUUCCUAGCAUUCACAAUAGUGGCCACUUUUCAAUGCUCGGUUUAGGCGAUAUCGUGAUGCCCGGUUUGCUGCUUUGUUUCGUGCUGCGUUACGAUGCUUACAAAAAGUCACAGACCACCCAAACGGCUGAAACUGGCGUCCCACCACCCAGAGGCGUCGGGUCCAGGCUCACCUAUUUUCAUUGUUCCUUACUAGGUUACUUCCUUGGAUUGCUAACCGCGACUGUCAGCUCAGAAGUAUUCAAAGCAGCGCAACCGGCGUUGCUGUAUCUCGUACCGUUUACACUACUACCUCUCCUAACGAUGGCGUACUUCAAGGGUGAUCUACGGCGAAUGUGGAGUGAACCUUUCAUCAUACAGCAAGCAUCGAAGCAGCUAGAAGUAUAAGUUCCAAGUACACUUACACACGCAUAGACCACCUGGAAUAGAGGAUCGUGUAUCCUGACAAACAUGUCUGCAGAGCGGAGUAGUAAUAAAUGAACAAAACUUGCGAAGUAAGAAAGUGACAUUCACCUAGAAGGCAAGUUCAAUUAGGGUAAACAUUGAAAUUGUCGCAGUGAGCUUGACCAGUGAAGCAACGUUCAACAGAUUCGAAGAAAUGUUGGGCGGUUUAACGAGGGUUCCAGGACUCAUCCCAUCAGCCGAUCGAACAAAUUAGAACGCGUGCGGUAGGAGAUCAGGAGAAGCAGUUGAUGAUUAGGCACGGCACAGCUAGAUUAGAUUGGGAAUGGAUUUUUCAUUUGAAUGUGACUAGGCAUUAGAUGUGAUAAUUAACAUGUGCGUUUGUGUGCGUGUGGGUAUGCGUGUGAAAAAUGAGGCUCGUGGAAUCGUCGUAAAAAGCCCACGGAAGAAGUUAGGCACUUGAACUGUUGCUACUAUAAUCGCAUGCAAUUUAGGCUUACGAACCAUCUCAUUUUACAUAAAUCGUCGUAUUUUCCCCACGAAAGUAACAAACAGAACAUGAGAAAUGAGCAUCGGUUGAUUUGUAUAAUUUUUGGUUUUAGAUGUAUUCCACAUUUAUUUUCAUUUUUGCUAUACGUCAUGCACUCACUGAGAUUCCGUAAUUGGACACGAAUUGCGUAACAAUUUCAGUUAUUUAUGAUUUACAUAAGAGAGCUGAAGUUAGUUUACUGAAUGACUCAUGCGGAGAUAAAUUAGUGUGACUUUCUUUCUUUGGUGAGUGCACGAAAGAAGUCAUAUAAUUUUCACACUCAAACCCUUAGUUUGUCUUGAGUUGCUUUGCAUGAUAAAAAAUAUAUUCUUCGGAAUUAACAGAAAAGAUACAGCCCAAGCUGCUUAUCGUAAUGGAUUAUGGAACAGUAUCAGGUAUAACAGAGAGCAUAUUUGAAAAUUGUGAAAAGAAAAGCUAUAAAGGCCCAAACUCGAAUCAAUUAGAGGACAGCAAGGUUGAAACCGUUAACCGAAAUCAGGUCCGUUUGUAAGAAACAGAGAAUGUAGCAAGUAAUAGCUGGGUUUUUGCACGCCAAACAAUAAUUUGUUGAACUAAUGUGAAUGUUUGGAACGCGACACAUGUCUAAGGUAUAUUUUCUACAAAGUAUAAGCUUCGUUUCACACCCCCCAUACCACCAUAUGUUUCAUUAUCCAUUCAAUCAACCUAAUCGUGGAGCUAUUGCCGUGAUUUCAGGAAUGUAAUGGCUUGCUAUAUGUAUUGUUUCGAUUCCUGUUUGCCGCGGAAAGGAACUUCGAUAUGAAUAAUGUGAUAAUUUUUUUUUGUAUUUUAAUUUUAUGCCUCCGUCUUUCUCGAAUGUAUACUUUUAUGAGUUUAUUUUCUAUAAUCAAAAAUACUGUUAGUAAUAGUGAAAAGAA